Capsicum annuum is the source of this 674-nucleotide messenger RNA. RefSeq lists its product as uncharacterized. Lineage: Eukaryota; Viridiplantae; Streptophyta; Magnoliopsida; Solanales; Solanaceae. The record is from RefSeq and is a predicted model, not a curated record.
UAACACUGAACAUCGGACGAAUAGUCAAAAAAAAGAAAAAAAUCAAGAGAUAUCAUUCAAAUUAUAAUGGGAUAGAUAUGAUGCCUUCUAGUGAAUAUCGGACGAAUAGCCAAAAAAGAAAGAAAUCAAGAGAUAUCAUUCAAAUUAUGAUGGGAGCAUAGAUUAUCUAAGUGUUAAAAAAAGCUUCCAAAUUAGUGGAGCACGAAACCAAGUGGGAAAUAAAAAGGGAAAGGAAACAAAACUUAAUUUAAUAAUAAAAAGGGAAUCCAAAAUAAUCAAUCCACCUUUGGGCUCCUCUCAACAACUUAAUUAUGAUGGUAUAUUGGAGUUCCUCUUUAGCUAUUUACUUCAACUUCUCUAUCAAUCCCAUCUUUUUUAUUGUUGAAGUUCCUGUUUGCUGAAGUUUUAAAGGAUCCCAAUAACAAAGUAGAAAUGGAACCUGUUCAAGCUUUGUUGGCAUAGAGCUAUCAUCCAGAUAUUAUUUUGAUCUUGACAACUUGAAAGGACAAACUUACUUUGGUUUGACUAGUGAAAACAAACUGCAUACAUGGAAAGAGGAAAAAGAAACAGCUCAUCGGUGUCAUCUGCUGUGCUUCGUGAAGACAUUGUCAAUCUUCGUGAUUUCAUAGAGAGGUUAAGGAUUGAAGAGGAUCAAACUGUUCUUGAAAAGCUGA